Momordica charantia (bitter melon) is the source of this 912-nucleotide messenger RNA. RefSeq names its product thioredoxin H4. The record is from RefSeq and is a predicted model, not a curated record. Lineage: Eukaryota; Viridiplantae; Streptophyta; Magnoliopsida; Cucurbitales; Cucurbitaceae.
AUAAUAAAAUCUCGGCUGAGCAGACGAAUCAAUUCCAUAGAAUUUGGUGUAAAUUUUUUACCCUUUUACUGUAUUCUCGUGUAUAAAAGGCUCACCAGCCAUGCCCCAAAAUCUGUGCAUUCAAGAAAACAUUUGUGUGUGUGAAGAGGCUCAAUACAGGCAAAUGGGAGCAAGCUUUACGGUCCCACGUUCAAAAUCUUCCAAUGCAACAUUACAGGCAAAGGCUCCCACCAUUGUCGAGUGCCACACCAAACCUCAGUGGACAGCUCGUUUCGAAGCCUCAAAGGAGACAAACAAGCUUUUGGUGAUUGAUUUCACUGCUACAUGGUGUGGACCUUGUCGACACAUGGAGCCGACCAUCAAGGAGUUUGCUGCAAGGUUCGUGGAUGUCGAGUUCGUUAAAAUCGACGUCGAUGAGUUGACGGAUGUUGCAAGGGAAUAUGGUGUGGAGGCAAUGCCAACAUUCAUACUGAUUAAGAAUGGAAAGGUGAUAGACAAGGUGGUUGGAGCCAGGAAGGAGGACCUGCAAAAGAAGAUCGAGAAACAUAGUAAAUAUUGAUGAGAUUGCUCAUGAAGCUUCUCUACAAGACAGGAAUAAACAGAAAUAAAGAACCAGGAAUCUAGUUAUCUAGAACAAACAAAGUGGUGUUUAUAUUAUUGGUCCAGCCCGUUUGACUUGUGUUCAAAAAAUAUUCUAGCUCUUUCUUAUACUUUUCCAAUAUUAUGUGCUUCAAGAACAAAAUAUGAAGUAAAUUUCUCUCUUCCUCUCUCACAUAAGUACACACAUGGUAGCUAASCCAAACACAGUGAACUCAAGAAAUUCUGACAUGUUUCUGAUGGUUUGAUUGAUAGCACUUAUAUUGGAGGUUUCCAGAGGUAACCUAACAAUUCUGUGAAAUGGUAAAAAAAAAA